AUGAGGGCUGUCAUCACACUACUGGUGCUGCUGCUCUCCAUGUGUGGAUCUCAGACUUGGAGCACCCAGACUGAUCUUCACACAGAGAGCCAGAGCACUGGGGCUGCUGCUGAAGUCUCUACCCAACUGGACAUCUCUGCUGAGCUCAGGGAACUCAGAGACAUGGUAGGGGAGCUGAGGGUGACUCUGAGCUUCACUCGGGAUGAACUACAGAACACCAAAGAUCUGCUGAACAAAAUAGAAGUGGAAAAUGAUGCUGUGAAACAAAGACUGGUGGCCAGUGAAACUGAAGUGGUGAAUCUGAGGAAGGAAGCUGCAGCACAGACAGCUGAUCUGAGGUCAGUUACUGAGAGACUGGCAGUCACUGAGACUGACAUGGAGCAUGUGAAGAAAGACACUGAAGCACAACACACAGACCUGACCACAGUGAAGACUGAAGUGAUGAGCCUGAUCAAGGAACAAGCAGCACAAGAGGCAGAACUGGUAGUGCUGAAGACAAGGAUGGACACUGGUGAAGCCCAAGUGGAGACCAGACUGUCUGCCAGUGAGACUGAGGUGGAGAAACUCAAGAUGGAACAUGCAGCACAAGAGGCAGAGCUGACAGCAGUGAAGACCAGACUGGCAGCCACUGAGACUGAAGUAGUGAAUCUGGAGAAAGAGAUUACAGAGAAACCCAAGGUGGCAUUCUCAGCAGCUCUGACUGCUCCCAUAGAGGCUGGGAAUACUGAUCUGAACUUGGUCUUCACUAAAACCAUCACCAAUGUUAGACAGGCCUACAGCAACAUAACCGGCUUCUUCACAGCUCCAGUAAAAGGAGUCUACUACUUCAGAUUCACAGUCAUGGAUCAUCUUAACUCACGCAGGAUGUAUAUCAUGAUGUUUAAGAAUGGAGAGAAGGUCAUGCAUUUAACAGAGUAUGAUACUGACGGGCAUGCCUCCUAUCUCUCCAGUGGUGUGACUCUGCAGCUGGAGGUGGGAGAUGUAGUUAACAUGCGACUCCCUGCAGGCUCCAGGCUCUAUGAUGAUUCUAGAAACCACAGCACCUUCAGUGGCUUCCUGCUCUUUACUCUUUGAAGGGAACACACUGCUCA
This is a messenger RNA of Clupea harengus (Atlantic herring), 1091 nucleotides long. RefSeq lists its product as uncharacterized. Lineage: Eukaryota; Metazoa; Chordata; Actinopteri; Clupeiformes; Clupeidae. The record is from RefSeq and is a predicted model, not a curated record. Gene Ontology annotation, molecular function: protein binding.